This is a messenger RNA of Emys orbicularis (European pond turtle), 822 nucleotides long. It is a transcript of the gene PERCC1, whose product is annotated as proline and glutamate rich with coiled coil 1. The record is from RefSeq and is a predicted model, not a curated record. The transcript has a single exon. NCBI's taxonomy places the organism in Eukaryota, Metazoa, Chordata, Testudines, Emydidae. The coding region runs from base 1 to 822 and encodes 273 amino acids.
AUGGCUGCAGGAGUGAUCAGGAACCUGGCAGAGUUCAGGCUGCCCGCUUCCUUCCAACACUCAUUCCUCCACCCCACCCCAUCCCAGGACAUGGACUUCCAAGACCUGUCAGAGGAGGAGGAGGAGGAAGAGGACUACGAUGUGGAAGAGGACAGCCCUCCCUGUCACAGUCCUGGCACAGAGGGGCAGAAAGUCACAGCUGGUUGCAGCCAGAGUGACGCAGAAAUGACCCUGCAGCUCCUGAAGUUCUCCGAGCUGAUCAGCUGCGACAUCCAGAGAUACUUUGGAAGGAAGGCCAAGGAUGAGGACCCCGACUCCUGCAACAUCUACGAGGACUGCUUCUCUCCCCGCCGGCUGGGGCGGGAGCUGUACUACGCAGACCUGAUGCGACUCGCCCAGAGCGGCGAGCUGGAUGACGAGGAUGCCCAGGGCCCUGCGGCACCCCCGGGGCAGCUCGACCAGAGGGUCUGGAGGUCCAUUUGUAACAAGGACGGGGCACAGAAGCUAGGGCCAUUAGCGGAGCUCUUCGAAUACGGCUUGCGCCGCUUCCUCAAGCGGAGGGCGGCUGACGGCAGGAAGCUGCGGCUGGAGAAGAAGUAUGCCCACAUCAUGCCCAUGCACAAGAGGAAGCUGCCACAGUCCUUCUGGAAGGAACCGUCACCCAGCCCCCUGUGCAUCCUCAACACAAACCCACCUGACUUCAGCGACCUCCUGGCCAACUGGACAUCAGAGCCCGGGCAGGAGCUGCCCAGCACCAGCAGGGAGCUGGCUGGGGAGCUGGCCAGGCCGGCCAUGGAAACCGAUCAGUUCAGUGUGCUGUGA